Cuscuta europaea is the source of this 444-nucleotide messenger RNA. The record is from the annotation of a GenBank genome assembly. Lineage: Eukaryota; Viridiplantae; Streptophyta; Magnoliopsida; Solanales; Convolvulaceae.
GUAGGAUACAGUUUGAUAUGAAGAAUCAAAAUGAAGACAUGGACAAUGUUGAUAUGGAUGAACUGGAUGGGAGGCCACGUAGGCGAGAAAAGACAAAGAAGAAGAUGAUGUUGAAGAAAAGUGGUGAUCAUAAAGUGAUUGUGGAAGUUAAUGAGCUUGGUGUUUUAGCAGGUAAGGGCUGGACGGAACUGUCUAAUUACCUUGGGGUUAUAGUCAGGGACCAUGUGCCCAUAGUGUACCAUGACUGGAGAAGAGUCCCGCUUAAGUUGAAAAAUGAUAUGUUGACGCAUAUUCAGGAUCUGUUUGUGUUGCCUACUAAUUCAGAGAAACAUAUACUCCAAACAAUGGGAGCUGCACAUAAAAAUUUUAGGUGCACUUUGUACACUGAAUUCAUUGCACAACACAUGGAUGAGCCCGAGAAGUUAAGCUUACCUCCAAAUGAAU